AUGUUAUUUCUAGCGCUUUUAGCGCUUGCUUCGCUUGUUGUGGCGUCUUCUGAAUACUCGGAAUCGCUCACCAUCAAGCCAUUGCCCCGCAAUAAGAUUUUGACGUCGUUCGAAUUUGACUCCCAGCUGCCGUCGUUUCCCUUGGUAUACGUGCCUCCUUCAUUAGAAGACUCCAAUAUUGAUACGGCAGCACGCCACUACGGGAUGUUCCCGAAAUCUGUGGAGCCUGUGCUCCGUGCCACAAACACGCGGCAGUUACAUUUACGCUUCACCCAAGGAUGGUGGCACUCCGAGUCUUGGGGUCAGUUGCCCCGCAACGGGUCCCUGAGUGGAGGCACAGGCGUGGAGCUCUGGGCUGUUGUCGAAGCUACUGAUUUGCAAGAAGCGAACCAGAACUGGCGCAAACUUGCAGACUCGUUGUCGGGGUUCUUCUGUGCCCUGUUGAACUUUGUAGAUGAGUCCAUCACCACCUACCCUCGCCACGAUGUGCAAGACAUGAUGUCUGGAUACGCAGCAAACUCCAGCAACAGCUUGUUUCUUUUGCGUGCAGCACUACCUGACGAGCCGGUAUGCACUGAGAACCUAACUCCGUUCCUCAAGAUGCUCGCCACACGUGGAAAAGCCGGUGUUUCCUCGCUCUUGGACGGCCAUAAACUCUACGACUCCUUGUGGCAUUCAAUGAGCAUAGACAUUGUGACCGAGUGCGAGGCUGGCUCUUGUCAUUUAAGACUUAAGCAGAGCAUUCACCAUGUGAUCGACGUGGUGCGUCUGCUCCGUCGGAUCGACGAGGGCGGCAUUCCCAAACCAACCCCUGGAGACAAAUUGAGAUGCGAUACUGACACGAAGAAAUAUGACAGCUGGACCUGCUUUCCCCUUGGAGACUCCAUUGAGAUGGACUUUGAUCUCAACGGUUUGUAUGGGCGUCUGAUACGGGGCGCUGGCUUCAAUGACCCCUCCGCCAAUAGCAAGAUCGUUCUUGACUUUGACCAAGACCAAUGGCAUGUCCAAGUCGAAGAGUCGCAGGAGGACGACCAGGCCUUGGUUUACGAUGCUAAGCCGGUGGAAAGCUUGAAGGGAAAAAACUCUUUUAACCUCAAGUUUAGAACCAACAAUUCAAAUGCGAUCACUGCCUCUGAUGUCCCUCCAUUACUUGUCUCACGGUCCUUGACCGGGUAUUCUCAAGAUAAAGGCGGUAUGCGAAUCAACCUCAAGAACCCGUCUAUUUCUGAUUCUGUCGAAGCCGUUUACUUCGAAACCUUGCCUUGGUUCAUGAGAAUAUAUCUUCACACGCUCACUGUUCACGGAAAAGGAGAGAUUCUCUCGCAGUUCUACAUUCCGGCUAUUGACCGGAAGAGACCAGGCCACUUGGAGCUCUUGGUUCGUAUUCCCCCUGGUGAGGACGUCACAUUCACUUAUCAAUUUGACAAAUCUCUAUUGUUGUAUGCAGAGUACCCCCCAGACGCAAACCAUGGAUUUGCGAUUGCGCCUGCUGUUGUCAAAGUCCUAGACGCCCUUGGAAAAGUUAGAUAUGAAUCUCGGUCCACUAGUCUACUUUUGACACUUCCAACACCGGACUUCUCCAUGCCAUACAACGUCAUCAUCUUGACUUGUACGGUUAUGGCCCUUGCCUUUGGCACUACUUUUAAUUUGUUGACCAAAAAAGUUGUUACCGAGGAGGAAUUUGAAGAGGCGGCAAAACACACCAAAUUUGCGAAGUUUAAGUCCAAACUUCAAGCGUUGAGAAAUUGA
This is a messenger RNA of Metschnikowia bicuspidata var. bicuspidata NRRL YB-4993, 1749 nucleotides long. RefSeq names its product GPI-anchor transamidase subunit. Bases 1 to 1749 code for a protein of 582 amino acids. Gene Ontology annotation, cellular component: GPI-anchor transamidase complex. Gene Ontology annotation, biological process: attachment of GPI anchor to protein. The record is from RefSeq and is a predicted model, not a curated record. Lineage: Eukaryota; Fungi; Ascomycota; Pichiomycetes; Serinales; Metschnikowiaceae. The transcript has a single exon.